Molecule: messenger RNA, 1587 nt
Organism: Parascedosporium putredinis
Lineage: Eukaryota; Fungi; Ascomycota; Sordariomycetes; Microascales; Microascaceae
Source: the annotation of a GenBank genome assembly
AUGAUCCGCAGUGACUUCAGCAGUUUUGGCAUGAACCUGACUGCUUCUGAGAUGUACUCUCUCGGACCAGCUGGCCCCUCGGACCACCUAAGUUCCCCGUGGGUUGGUAUGGGAGAUGUACAACAACACCUGAGUGACUUCCCUGGACACACUCAGGGUGUCGAUGCGGAGGACUACCCUCUUGCUACCUAUGGAGCCCCCACACCUCAUGGAACCGAGAUGGAUUUUGCCGAGGAACUCCGGAAACAAUGCGCAUCCCCCAUCAAGAGGUUACAGUCCCGCAGCCCUGGCAUGGCCUCGAAGAGGAGGUUAACAAAGUCCUCUGCCAUCACCAAGCCGCCAAGGCUGGCGCCUGCCCCAACCUCAUCAAGAGUCCCAACUUUGGGUUUGACAGAAAACAAUGGCCUCGCUUUCCAAGGCACAGGGAGCCAGUUUUUGGAUGUGAACCAACCCCUUUUCCAAGACGCAGAGCAGACCGACAACCUCUCCGGCCAGAUGUACUUUCAGUCCAUGGCUUCCCUCGACCUUGACAUAAACUCUAGCAUCCCCUUUGGCGAGAUCACCCCCAUGCACGUGGAUCCCACCCACAUGCAACUAGAUCCUGACAAUGCUAGUCUUACUGCCACCUCCAGUCCCCACUCCUGGACUGCUACUUUUACCCCUCCCCAAUCCCCCAACGCCGACGAGGCCUGGUAUCAGGCUUCUCUCGCGUCUUCCGAGAGCGCGGGGUCCUCGCCCGAGGGCUAUGGCAUGGGCCAAACCUACUCGCUCGGUCAGGAUCUCGGUAUCCAGGGGCUUGCUUCUGGUGAUAUGACCACCAUCGGCCACGAUGACGCGUUCGCCGUCUCUAAUGGCGCAUCGCGUCGGCCCAAAUUUGAAGGGGAGACUGCAAGGGACCACCACCUCUACAAGACUGCGGUCCCCAAAUCUGAUGGCCUUUUCCACUGCCCGUGGGAGGGUACCCAGGAUUGCCACCACAAGCCCGAGAAGCUGAAGUGCAACUAUGACAAAUUCGUCGACUCUCACCUCAGACCCUACCGCUGCAAGGUUGAUUCCUGCGCCGAUGCGCGCUUCUCUUCUACAGCUUGCCUGCUUCGCCAUGAGCGCGAGGCCCACAGGAUGCAUGGUCACCAGGCCUAUAACUGCACCUAUGCGGGCUGCGAGCGCUCCCUCGAUGGUAAAGGGUUCCCUCGGGCCUGGAAUCUCAAGGAUCACAUGAGGCGUGUGCACAACGACAAUGGCGUCGGCCCCAUUGCUGGAUCCCAGCAGCGCGGAGGCGUCGUCGAAGAUCAAGCCAAGGCGCGGAGGAAGAGCAAGUCAUCGCCCGUGUCUUCCGCUGGAAUCCGCAAGUCGUCCAAGGCAAUGGCCGCAGACGUAGAAACCGACCGCUUGCAGCAGGCAUUGCUCGAGUGGGACGACCAUCACAAGAACCUCCAGGCCACCGUGCAGCAUCUUGGAAAGGCUAACGAGGCCGAAACCCGCAAGCAAAUGAAGAAGGCCCAGAAGCUCCUAGAUCAGUUGGUGACUGCCUAUGAACGCGUGAACACCGAGCCUUCUGCUUCUCGUCGACGCUCCCACGGAGAUUGA